AUGGCCGAAGACAAGAAGACCGAUGAUUAUACGAUUGAGAUGGAUAAAUUAGACCAGGGGAAUAAGAAUUUCGAGGCCGCAGCGUCGCCUCCCCAGCCUCGAAGUCCUCCAUCCAAUACGCUUUCCCAUAACCCCAUCUUGCCUGUACUGGCAUAUUGUGGGUCGUCGAUUUUGAUGACCGUUAUGAACAAAUAUGUUCUCUCUGGUCUCGAUUUCAACCUCAACUUUUUUCUCCUUUUGGUUCAGUCUGUAGUCUGUAUCGUCGCGAUCCAAACAUGCAAGACUUCCGGCCUCAUCACUUACCGCGAUUUCAGCACCGAUGAAGCCAGGAAAUGGUUUCCGAUCUCUUUGCUGCUGAUUGGCAUGAUCUACACCGGCUCGAAGGCACUUCAGUUCCUCUCGAUUCCCGUGUACACCAUUUUCAAGAACCUAACCAUUAUUCUCAUUGCGUACGGAGAGGUGCUUUGGUUCGGUGGCUCGGUCACUGGCCUGACGCUGUUUUCCUUUGGACUAAUGGUCCUGAGUUCUAUCAUUGCUGCGUGGGCCGACAUUAAGCAUGCAGUUGAGAGCAGUUCGGAUGCGACCGCCAAAGUUUCAACUCUGAAUGCCGGGUACAUUUGGAUGCUGAUUAAUUGUCUCUGCACAUCAUCCUACGUACUGGGGAUGCGCAAGAGAAUCAAGUUGACCAAUUUCAAAGAUUUCGACACCAUGUUUUACAAUAAUCUGCUGUCGAUCCCCAUCCUCAUCGUGUCUACUGUCUGUCUGGAAGACUGGUCGUCAGCAAACAUCAAUCGCAAUUUCCCCUCAGCCGACCGUAACUUUAUUAUGUUUGCGAUGAUCCUGUCGGGUUUGUCGUCGGUGUUCAUCUCCUAUACUUCUGCCUGGUGCGUCCGUGUGACCUCUUCGACUACUUACUCCAUGGUGGGAGCCCUCAACAAACUCCCCAUUGCGGUCUCGGGCUUGAUCUUUUUCGAUGCUCCAGUUACAUUCCCUAGCGUCUCUGCUAUCGUCGUGGGUUUCGUCAGUGGCAUCGUGUACGCCAUCGCCAAAAUUAAGCAAAAUGCCAAGCCUAGGACAGGCCUUUUGCCAACAUCCAACCCUCCAGUCAGUGCCAGCAGCCAGAGCAUGAGGGACUCUCUGCGAUCUUAG
Aspergillus tanneri is the source of this 1149-nucleotide messenger RNA. It is a transcript of the gene gmtA, whose product is annotated as GDP-mannose transporter. Bases 1 to 1149 code for a protein of 382 amino acids. Gene Ontology annotation, cellular component: Golgi apparatus. Gene Ontology annotation, biological process: transmembrane transport. Gene Ontology annotation, molecular function: antiporter activity; GDP-mannose transmembrane transporter activity. The transcript is spliced from 4 exons. NCBI's taxonomy places the organism in Eukaryota, Fungi, Ascomycota, Eurotiomycetes, Eurotiales, Aspergillaceae. The record is from RefSeq and is a predicted model, not a curated record.